AUGUCUCAAAUUAAUAUUAUUGCUACAGUUGUAAUCAAAUCAAAUUUUGUCGAAGAGUUUGAAAAGUUUGCUCAAAAUCUUGUCCACAAUUCACGUAAAGAAGAGGGUUGUAUUUCAUACACUUUAAAUAAAGAUAGCGAAAUACCAAACAAAUAUUAUUUCGUAGAAGAAUGGAAAUCAAUGGAUGCAAUCGAAUUUCACAAAAAUACAACUCAUUUCAUUGAAUAUAUCAAUUACAGUCAAGAUAAAAACGAAUCAUUAAAUAUUACAUUAAUGAAACCAAUCAUUUAA
This is a messenger RNA of Dictyostelium purpureum, 291 nucleotides long. RefSeq lists its product as uncharacterized. The coding region runs from base 1 to 291 and encodes 96 amino acids. Lineage: Eukaryota; Evosea; Eumycetozoa; Dictyosteliales; Dictyosteliaceae. The record is from RefSeq and is a predicted model, not a curated record. Gene Ontology annotation, molecular function: catalytic activity. The transcript has a single exon.